AUGACAGAAGCGAUAGAUUGGUCUACCAUAACGCCUGUCGUAGAGGCAGUCGAGAAAGCGCAGAGUGGGGAUAUUGCGGACAUAGUUAAUGCGACAUCGCAAGUAUCACAGCUUACUGUAUCCGUUGCUAUGUUGUGUUCAUCACUCAUACAGCAAAUGUACGCCAUUAAACGAAGCUUCGUCGCGCUUCAAUGCCUUGUAUCAAAAAAAGUUGAUACCAACUACAAAUCAGCUCAA
Strongylus vulgaris is the source of this 237-nucleotide messenger RNA. The record is from the annotation of a GenBank genome assembly. NCBI's taxonomy places the organism in Eukaryota, Metazoa, Nematoda, Chromadorea, Rhabditida, Strongylidae.